This is a messenger RNA of Hypanus sabinus (Atlantic stingray), 1577 nucleotides long. RefSeq names its product ankyrin repeat domain-containing protein 46. The record is from RefSeq and is a predicted model, not a curated record. The transcript is spliced from 4 exons. Lineage: Eukaryota; Metazoa; Chordata; Chondrichthyes; Myliobatiformes; Dasyatidae. Bases 62 to 808 code for a protein of 248 amino acids. Gene Ontology annotation, molecular function: protein binding.
GCGCAUUGUGGGCGGCGUACUGAGCUUGCGCGUUGCGGGUAGCAAGGAACAGGGAGCGACCAUGUCGUAUAUUUUCAUCAACGAUUCGAGCCAGACCGGAGUGCCGCUGCUUCAGGCCUGCAUCGACGGCGAUGUCGCCUACGCCAAGCGACUGCUGGAGAGCGGCUUCGACCCCAACAUUCGCGACGCCCGAGGUCGCAGUGGCUUGCAUGUGGCCGCCGCCCGGGGCAACGUCGACAUCUGCCGCCUGCUGCACAAGUUCGGCGCCGACCUGCUCGCCACCGACUACCAGGGCAACACGGCGCUGCACCUGUGUGGCCACGUCGACUCCAUUCAGUUCCUGGUGUCCAACGGCCUCAAGAUCGAUAUCUGCAACCAUCAUGGUGCUACACCACUUGUAUUGGCAAAACGUAGAGGAGUAAACAAAGAUGCAAUCAAGUUACUGGAGUCACUGGAGGAGCAGGAGGUGAAAGGAUUCAAUCGUGGAACUCACUCUAAACUAGAGAUCAUGCAGACUGCAGAAAAUGAGAGUGAGCAGGAGACUCAGAACAUCAUCCUCAGAGGUUGGGAAACAGAACAUCAGCCCCUCAGUGCAAUGGAGAGCCACUCACUGCUGAAUCCAAAUCUGCAGAAUACAGAAGGCGUUCUUUCCAGCUUCCGGUCCACCUGGCAGGAGUUUGUGGAUGAUUUGGGCUUCUGGCGGGUUCUACUACUCAUUAUUGUCAUUGCAUUGCUGUCUCUUGGCAUUGCCUACUACGUCAGUGGCGUUCUGCCCUUUGUGGAAAACCAGCCUGAACUGGUGCAUUAAAACCUAAACAGCAUCCAGUGUAAUGAAUUUUGAUAUUCGUGCUGUCUGAGGUAGCAUGUCGGAAUGCUAGCAGACUGGCCAGCAUCUGAUAUUGCCAUUCCAGUUACUAAAACAUUUUACUACCAAAGUUCAGCACUUAUAGUCUUGGGAUCAUUUAUAAAUCUAGUUGUUUUCACCUUAACUCCAGCUUUUAAAACAAAUACUGUUUUUGAAAAUUGCAUCACUAAUGAAGCUUAUAAAGUCUUUAUCCGUUAGAGUUGAUCUAAAAUGCAGACUGAAGGCAGUACUUUGAACUGAUUUGCUCAAGUUUCAAAAUAUGUUUUUUCACCUUUUGAACUUGUUUAUAUAAAAGAGGUGAAAAUUUCCAUUGAAACAUUUUUGUUUCCUAGGUUUUCUCAAGGAAUUAUGGCAAAACGUGUACAGACUGAAGAAUUUAGCAAUGGUGGCUUCGUGCUUAAAGAUUAACAUAGUUAUAGAAUCAUGGGCCCAGUAGAAUGCUUACUUUAAUAAUCACUGAGUUAUUUUAAAGUAUUUAGUCCAUAGAAUGAAAUACCCAAUGUAGCAACUUGUUUUGCCAGAGUAGUCGUCUUCAGUAUUAGGUUGACUAAGCCUAAGUAUAAAGCAAAAAUUGUGCACUUUUAACUGUAGUAUUGUAAAUUUUAAUUGUAUUAAUGGAAAUUGUUACUUAGGUUCUGCAAUAAAUUUAAGUACCUGAACAAUGUGUUGUAAUUUAUUUGAAGCUGUAAGUAAACUAUGCAGCAUCCACAUU